Molecule: messenger RNA, 2308 nt
Organism: Micropterus dolomieu (smallmouth bass)
Lineage: Eukaryota; Metazoa; Chordata; Actinopteri; Centrarchiformes; Centrarchidae
Gene: bpnt1
Product: bisphosphate nucleotidase 1
Exons: 9
Coding region: 272-1201 (309 amino acids)
Biological process (GO): phosphatidylinositol phosphate biosynthetic process
Molecular function (GO): 3'(2'),5'-bisphosphate nucleotidase activity
Source: RefSeq, a predicted model, not a curated record
CUAGGACCAAAAUAACUGACACACCUUUUUUAAGCUCACUACCAUAUUCAAGCCGGGUUAAGCUUCCUUCUUUUUAUGCGUGUUAAACGUUAGUUAGCAGAUGUUACAUAAUGACCUGACAGGCCGUCUUGCUUGCUACGGUAACUAUCUUGACAUAUUUUUCAAGGGGUUAAAAGUGUUGCACUUCCUGUAUCUCUACCUCUAAUUCAAGUUGUUGUCGUACCCGUGAAACCUGUUUGGUGGCCACCUGUCUGUGUUCGCAUCAGUAAGAAUGUCUGGAAAUCCUGCUGUGGUUAUGCGGCUGGUGGCCUCUGCCUACACUGUGGCUGAAAAGGCCGGGGCCAUUGUGAGGAAGGUCCUUCACAGUGGUGAACUGGGCAUAGUGGAAAAAACCAGAGCUAAUGAUCUGCAGACACUGGCAGACAGACUGGCACAGCAGAGCAUUUGCGCAUCACUGUCCAGAUGUUUCCCCAAAAUCACAAUCAUUGGAGAGGAGGAGCUUCCAGAGGAGGAGAUAAGGGAAGAUCUCAUUGAGAAUGGCCACUCAGAGGAAAUCCUUCAGAAGACAUGUCCUGCAGAAUAUAGCGGGCUGAAAGAGGAGGAGCUAGUUGUGUGGGUUGAUCCCCUCGAUGGCACAAAGGAAUACACUGAAGGGCUCCUGGAUAAUGUGACUGUGCUUAUUGGUAUUGCAUACGGAGGCAAAGCUAUUGCAGGUGUGAUCAACCAGCCUUUCUACAACUAUCAGCUCGGAGCAGGAGCAGAUUUGGGAAGAACCAUGUGGGGGAUGCUGGGGUUGGGCGCCUUUGGAUUUCAGCUGCAGGAAGUUCCAGGUGAUAAGCGUAUCGUCACCACCACACGUUCUCAUAGCAACAAGCUGGUAACGGACUGUGUGGACGCCAUGGAGCCUCAUGAAGUUGUAAGAGUGGGUGGCGCUGGAAACAAGAUAAUCCAGCUGGUUGAAGGAAAGGCUUCUGCUUACGUCUUCGCCAGUCCAGGGUGCAAGAAGUGGGACACCUGCGCUCCUGAAGCCAUUCUGCAGGCUGUUGGGGGUAAACUUACUGACAUGCAUGGCAAUGCAUACUGCUACAACGCUAAUGUAAAGCACAUGAAUUCUGCUGGCAUUCUUGCUACACUACGCAACCACGAGUACUACAUCAGCAGAGUACCACAGUCUGUGCUGCAAGCCCUCAAGUCAGAAUGAGUUCUGUCUUCAGACUUUACACUAAUGUCCCUCUGUGGUUCACAGACUCAACACUUAAAAUGCAUCCAGAGGAGAGUUCCUGGACACACAAUGUUGUAAAAUAUACAGUAUGUUCAUGAAGUCUCAUUGAACAUACUGGACUAACAUUCUUUUUGUGUCAUACAUCACUGAACACUUAAUUAACCACAAACAAACAGAUCAGGCUCCACAGCACAUCCAUUUAUUUCACUUGUUUUAAACCAACUCUUACAAAUCUCAAAACGCCUUUACAUACCGUUUCCAACUUGAAGACCAAUAGAUUUACAAGGUAAAAGGUAAGAUUUAAAUAAAAAUACAUCGGUUAAAUGUUUAUUAGUCAGUUAGAAAUGAUUUACUUAAGUCAAUAACCACCAAGUGGGAAUGCUGUAAUAUAACUGGCGUGACGCCGACAACAAAUGCCAUUGACUUGAUGAUUUUUACCUUUUUUACAAUGACAUGCGAUGACUGAAGUGCAACAAUGUUUAGUGUGGGAGGUCGACAUCUACUGCUGUGAAGAAUAAAGAGCUUUUUGAGCUGCAACAACUUAAGAAAUAUAAAAGGUGAUAACUAUUUUUUAAUCCUGUACUGUACGUCAGGUUCUGUGGCCGUGUUCUUCACACUUCUUUUACACACCAUCUUCUCCUGCAGCGACAUACGUAUCUCUACUGUUCUACACAUCUACUGUACUUACCAGACUAAAGGACACAAGGUGCUCACUGAUGUUUAAUUCCCACAUUUUCCACAUACAUUGAAUUCACGUCAGAACUGAAAGUGAAACUUGUAUGCUGCUCUUUAACAAACACAAAAGCUCCUUCGGUGAUGUGAGGGAUAAGAAAGUUUCAGAGUUUGGCGUUUAAGGAGAAGAGAUUGGAAACACUCAUGUAGAGCAUACUGCGUAUUAAUGCCCUAGUAAAAGUACAGCAUAGCUUGGUUGUGUCUUUUAAAGUUCAAAUAGGCUACAAUGGCCUUUACAAAUGUUUGCUUGCAUAUGGCUAGCAAUACUGAUUGCACUUUUUUUGAUAUCUCCAUGGGGAGAAAAACACAAAGUUACUCCAAGGGCAACUCUUUGAAUAAAAAUUUAACAUUUUG